Molecule: messenger RNA, 1731 nt
Organism: Colletotrichum gloeosporioides
Lineage: Eukaryota; Fungi; Ascomycota; Sordariomycetes; Glomerellales; Glomerellaceae
Product: Deoxyribonuclease Tat-D
Exons: 3
Coding region: 1-1731 (576 amino acids)
Cellular component (GO): cytosol
Molecular function (GO): 3'-5'-DNA exonuclease activity
Source: RefSeq, a predicted model, not a curated record
AUGGCUAGCUUGAAGGACUUCCGCGUUCUCACCUUCGAUGUCUACGGAACUCUGAUCGACUGGGAAGGUGGCAUGCUCACUGCCCUGCAACCCCUUUUGGACGACAACAAGCGUACAGACUUCACCCGCAAGCACCUUCUGGACGUCUACCACGAGCUUGAGGCCAAGCAGCAGACAAAGACCCCGGACAUGCCUUACUACCAGCUCGUGGCCACCAUUCAUCCCCAGAUUGCCGAGAAGCUUGGCCUCGCAGCCCCCACGUCCGAGGCUUCGAAGGCUUUUGGCGACUCAGUCGGCAACUGGCCUGCGUUCCCCGACACCGUGGACGCGCUGCGCCGUCUUCAAAAGUUCUACAAGCUCGUCGUUCUGUCCAACGUCGACCGCGAGUCUUUUGCAAAGAGCAACGCCGGCCCGCUUCAGGAUGUGCCCUUUGACCUUGUGGUGACUGCGCAGGAUGUGGGGUCUUACAAGCCUGACCAGCGCAACUUCAGCUACAUGCUGCAGAAGGUAAAGGAGACAUUUGGUGUGGAGAAGGACCAGGUGUUGCAAACGGCUCAGAGCCAGUUUCACGACCAUCACCCGGCUAAGGAGGCGGGUAUCAAGUCGUCAUGGAUUGUCCGACCCGGUGCGGUUAUGGGAAACAGGGAUGUUGAGAUUUACGACUUCAAGUUUGACACGCUGGGACAGAUGGCGGAUGCUCUUGAGAAGGAGCUGGCCAUGGCAUCCGACCUCCUCGCUGGGUUUCCUACCCAAGCCCCAUCUAAACCUUCAACGAAACUCCGUUUUGCUGAUGUCGCAGUUACCGCCACCGCAAAGGACUUCGCGGGCAUCUACAGAGGCAAACAGUACCAUCAACCAGACUUCGAUGCCGUGCUCGACCGCGCGCUCGCUUCGGGCGUCGACAAAGUGAUGCUGACGGGCAUGUCCCUCUCCGACGCCGCAACUAACCUCUCCAUCGCAAAAUCGCGCCCCGAGGGUUCAUGCUUCGUCACGAUCGGCAUCCAUCCGUACCACGCAGCAGAGCCGGAUGCAGAGCCGGAUGGCGGCGAGGACGGCCACUUUGCCAAGCUCGCGCAGACAGUCCGUGAUGCGUUGGCCCCGAAGUCUGGUGGUACCAGUCUGCUGGCCGCUUUCGGUGAGCUGGGAUUGGACUACGACCGGCUCAACCACGCCUCGAAGGAAGCGCAGAUCCGCACGUUCAAGCACCAAUUAAACCUCUUCGUUGCGGAAAAACUUGAUCUGCCGCUCUUUUUGCACUGCCGUGCAGCGUAUGAUGACUUUGUGGAGGUUAUAAAGCCGUACCUCCCCAGCCUUCCCCGACGAGGACUUGUGCACUCCUUCGUGGGGAGCGCGGAGCAGAUGAAGGGACUAGUUGAGAUGGGCUUCGACGUCAGUGUUAAUGGCUUUAGCUUCCAGGAUAGGGAAAGCUUGGAGAUGGUUCGAGAAAUUCCAUUGGACCGGCUGCAGAUCGAGACGGAUGCCCCUUGGGGGGAGAUCCCUGCCGGCUCGGAGGUUGCGAAAAAGUACCUUACGAACGCCCCUAGUCUGCCUCAGAGUAAGAAGAAAGACAAGUUUGAGUUGAGCUUGAUGGUAAAGGGGCGCAAUGAGAGCUGUACAAUGGAUAGAGUUGCUUUCGUGGUUGCCGGGUUGAAGGGAAUCACCGUGGAGGAGGUGGCGGAGGCUGCAUGGAGAAAUAGCGUAAAGAUGUUUGGUUUGGGAGAAAAACAAUAG